Molecule: messenger RNA, 2044 nt
Organism: Thecamonas trahens ATCC 50062
Lineage: Eukaryota; Apusomonadida; Apusomonadidae
Exons: 2
Coding region: 1-1113 (370 amino acids)
Source: RefSeq, a predicted model, not a curated record
AUGAAGAUCCAGGUCAAGAUCAAGUCCAAGCAGCUGCUGUUUGCAGAGCCCGAGUCCACUCCGCCGGUGGUCAAGCUGGCGGCGCCUCCGCCCACGGCUGGCCUGCCGACCACGGCGAGGGCUUCGAGGGCGAGGGCGGCACGAAGGCAGCGGGUUCGCUCGGCGCCUAAUGCAUCAGAUACUGCUGAGUUGGCCAUCGAGGCCCAUGCCCAGUCGGCGUCAGGCUCCACAGCUGGGCCAGAGUCGUCGCCCGGCCGUGCUCCGGCCCAGACGUCGCUGCGUCCGCCGUCGGGCGCAAGCGCCCUGGUGCCCUCUGCCCCGGGUCUGAUGAACGCCAUGACUGCCAGCAAGGACGCCAGUACUGCUCCCUCUGACGAACCGUCGCUACCACCGGCACCGGCGCUGCAGUCAGCGGAGGCGGCAUCAGGCUUGCCGUCGCUGACUGUCGACUUGUUGUCGGCCGCUGCGUGCCCCCCGACGGUUGCAGCAAACUCGGCACCCCCGCCGAGCCUGGGCUCGGGUGGCCUGACGUCCAAUGGCCUGGCUGACUUGUUCGCAGAGCCGAAAGACCUCGUCUACCUCAAGUGCUCGCUGUGCAACUCGAUGAUAUCCGUCGAUACCAUUGACGCACACUCGGCCGAGUGUGCCGCGACCCUGGAACGGCAGACCCGCAUUCGAGCACCGUCGACCACGUCCGAGUCCCCCGAGGAGCUGAUCCAGGAGGGCCGGGGCAGGAGCAGGUCCGAGGCUGAUGCUGCCGCGACUGUCGCGGCGCCAGACUCGGGUUCCGACUCGGGCGAGGGCGAACUGAACCUGGCACCGAUCGGUGGCGCCUCGAGUGGGGUGCGAGCCAAGGGCGAGUCGACCAAGAAGGCGGCUAAAGCUGCGCGGAAAGCGGCCAAAGCGCGCGAGAAGGCCGCGGCUAGUGCGGCCAAGCGCGGAGACCGCUCGGAUCCGGACCUCCGUGCAGUGCUUGCUGCCAAAGACCGCGAGAUUGACGAGUUGAAAGAGGCGCUGGAGGAGAAGGACAACGAGGUGGCCCGGCUGAAGAAGCUGUUGCAGGCCGAGCGGAUCAAGAGCACACAGCUCAAGGCGAGACUGGCGUCGGCGUAGUUUUGGACUGGUUAACGUAUGUUAUUGCGCGGGCGGGUGCGCACUCGACUUCCCGGCCCCAUCACCAGACGUUGUAUCGCUUUGGGCAGUUGUGGGCGUUCCGAAGCACUCCAUGAACGAGUGGGCUCAGGCACGACGAGCACCUUGAGGCGAGCUGGACACCGUGGACAACAUGCAGGUGCGAGGCAAGCGAGACUUGGAUGGCAUGGUGUAUGCCACAGAUCGGGCACGGCCACAGCUCGUUGACAUGAAAGCCGACCGAUGCCUGACCUAUGACGAUCGCAAGCAAGCGGUGACUGACACGCUCGCCAAGCUUGCAGGCGCUUGUGAGCAUCUGCUCGAGCUCAAAGAACACCUCGGGUGAGAGUUGCGACCAGUGGCGAGCGACAUAAUGCGCGUCUGCGUCGGGCCAGUACCGCAUUCGACGGGCAAGCUCGGGCGGAACGGGCGUGGCGGCAUUGUCGCUGGGGAGCGGCUCGUCGUUGGCGAGCAAGACGGCCCACGGCGCCUCGAGCUCGAGCAUGGUCUCGAUGCCGAGCCAGGGUGGGAGGAGUAGAGCGGCGCGGAGGGUGUCGAGCCUGGCCUGCACAAGCUCUGUGCCUGCUUUGGCCACCACCAGCAAAUGCUGCAGCACGCUAUCAGCCAUGGGCUCGGGCUCGGCCACAAAGGCGUUGAUGACAGUGGUAAGGCCUUCGGCAGAAGGCAGUGAGUCGACAAGGCCAGCAUGGACCAGAAACCGUAGCGCACACCAGAGCUUGGCAAGGCGAAAGGCGACGCCAACUUCGGCCUCUACCUGCUCCAGCUCUGUCGCAGCAUCCGGUGUCUCCAGCCAGGUUUCGAUGUCCCUGAGCGGACGGCUGACCAAGCUGGUGAGCGCGUCAGUGGUGCCGAGUGCACACUGCGCCAUGGUCAUGACCUCGCACACAAAUGG